AUGAGGACUUCUCAGUUAUUUAAAAGAACCGCUGUAAGCAGCAACCCUCAGAAAAGGGCUCUGACAAGCCACCUUCUUCCUCCCCCCACACUAGAAGAUGAAGAAGGCAGAUUAGGCCAGCUAGGGACUUUAAAUGUCAUCUCUCACAACCCAGCUUCAAAAAUGCGCCAGAAGGCUUUGGGGAAAGGAGAGGGAAGUCCUGAGCUCACUGAAUUGGACAAUGAAGAGGCAGAAAUAAGCAACACAUUACAGUGUCUUGAAAACAAAGAUCAGUUGUCUCUGGAGCACCAGUUUCACACUUGGAUAACUCUGGAGAGAAAAAUCAAUGCUGUCACCCAUCUGAAAAAUGACCUAGCCCAGAGGCUGAUUGAUAUCACUUCCAACAAUCUCAUCCAGGAGCUGGAUGAGGAACUGGAGAAAGCUGCCAUUGGCGUUUUGGUGGCCACUGCAAAGCACUGCCCAGAAAUUGUCUUGGCUAAGCUACAGGAGAGGAUCCAACCAAAAGCUCUGCCCCACCACAGCAUCCUCUGUGCUAUGGUGAAACUUUGCCAACUCAAAGUAUUAAGACACCUGGCCAGUUCUGUCUCCAGGUACUUAGCAGAGCCACCACAGGAAGUUGGGGAGCUGGACAUUACUAGAGACACUGCAGCUGCCCAAGCCCAUGUGACAUUUCUAGUGCUCUUCAACAAUUGGUUUCCAAGUGCCCAGAGAAAGGUGAUGGAAGCCACACUGAAUGCAAUUACCCCACUGUUUUUUAUCAUGUCUGUUCAGACAUUGAAAAAUCAUGUCCAGUAUUUGAUAACAGGGCUCCUGAAUCUGUAUGAGACUGGACUACCCCAUUUUUACAUCACAGAGUGUCUAUGUGCCCUUCUAGACAGUGUACUGAGCUACAGAAAAUGGAGUAAGAGCCUGCACUACAGUCUGGACAGCAUUCUCAGUGCUCUUUUUGCACAGGUCUGUGCUAAGAUUGAAAUAUCUGACACACCAAGUAAAAGAAACCAAGAAGCUGCAUUGCGAGCUUUCAAGGUUCUGGGUGUUGUUUAUCAGGAGGACAUUAUGGCUUUCCUCAAAAAGAAAAUGGAGGGUGCUAAAGAAGUAGAGUACACCACAGUUCUUACCAUCCUAAGAGAAAUUAUACAAGAUUUUCCCCAUAUGGACAAAGUAAAAAAUGUCCUGGUACAGUCUGUGGCCCUCCUCAUAACGGAAAACACUGAGCUGGCUCUCCUGAAGGUGAAGAGACCACUCUUGCAGCUAAUUAGAAGCUUGGGAUGCUGCAGGUACCUUACCCUACCAGGAGGAAAAGUUCUUGUGGAUUUCCUCAUCCAACAGUGUGAGCAUGUUGUCUGCACCACAAAGUCCAAAGAUGACUGGAAUGAUGAAAUGAUCCAGAAGUACAGCAUCAGCACCCUACACUUGGUGCCCUGGAAAAUGUUAAUGCAAGUUGUGUGCCCUCUGGAGUAUACCAACACUUUCAUCCCAGUUGGCAAGGCCUUGACAUCUUUGCUUCUUAAGUCAAGAAUUGCAGGCAGAUCUCCUUACCUGGGAGAAUUACACAGAAGGCCGGCUGAGCUCCCAACACCUCAGGCACUCUUGCUACGCCUUUUAGUCAUUUCAUUGUAUCCCUACAAGGGUGGGGAUUCUGGGAUUAUUGCCCUCCAACUGCUUCAUGCCCUCCACCCUAUCAAUUCUCUUCACCCUGUGAUGCACUCAGUUUUGGGACAGCUGUGGACAGAGCAGAUUCCUGAGCUCAUAAAAUAUCUGGAAGAACAUAAUAAGGAAACUCUGGAAGAGAAGACAUGGAAGGGCAAGCUGCUUAUGCUUUUAGAAAUAUCAGUGGAAUCCAUUAUGGAUGAUGCGUGGUCCCGUGAGCUUGUAGAUGAGAUCCUUGUAAAAAGCAAAAGCUACUCUCAGGGGCCCCAAGAUAAGGGGAUUGCUUCUGCCAUCAGUCUCACAGCUACUCGCCACCUCAACGACACCUUAGUGGUGCUGCAGGAAUUCAGUAACCAGCUGAUCCCAGAGGAAGGUUCACCCAGUGAGCAGAAUGAGUGGAGGAGGUCAUUCAGCACACUCCAUCUUUGCUAUGACCAAGUGGCCAUGGAAACAAAGGACAGUAUCCUGCCCUUGGUGGACAACAUUCUCUUCCAAAUGUUACACCACUUCCGCCGCUGCACUGCCUCAGCCAUGGACCUAAGUCUAAAGCUGAGCUUUCUGAGAUCAAUGGCUACAUUCACAAGAACAGUGGGUGACAUUGCCCACACAGCAAAAGAAACCCAUGAGUUCUCACAGAAAGCGGUGAUUGCAGCAUUUAUGACGAAGCUGAUUGAAGAAGAGUCUGUGCAGUUGCUGUCUACCCCUGUGCGCCAGCAGGCUAUGAUUGUGGUCACUAAUCUGAGAAAACUGAAGCCACCACUGAAGCCUGAGAUAAAAGUACUUCUAGUCCGGACAUGCUACAAAAGUGUAUUUUCCCUGCCUCCAAUAGAAAACAUGUUAGGAGAAGUAUGUGAUAGCACCCAGUAUCAACACUCUGAGUCCUUGUACAAGGAAACUAUCAGUGCCUUGAGAGGAAUGCUGGAGGGUCUGGUAUUAGAAUAUCCUGGUGAUGUCCAGAAGAUUUUGGAGUACAUAGAGCCUUGGCUAUCUUCCAGAAAGGAUCAUGAGCGGGAACGGGCAAUGUGGUGCAGUGCCCGGCUCCUGAGGUGUGUCGCCAAGCUUCCUAAUUUUGAUGCAUCAAUUGAAUUCAGCAGAUUAGGCCGUCUGGUUAGACUGCUGGCGCUUCGAUGCCAUGACCCAGUGGAUAACAUCUGCUUCUUGGCAGCCCGAGCUGUAUACAACUUGUAUUGUAUCCUGCUGGUUAAAAAGCAGCUUGACAAGGGACAUACAGCAGAAAAGUUAUAUGCAUACAAAAAUCUUGGCACCUACAGUCCCUCUGUAUUCUAUAACAACACCUCUCAGAUUGCUAAGGCCUUUGCAGAAUAUUUUACCCCUCGUCAGUUAACAAAUCUGGUUCUGACAGCACUUGAUGGUUUGACAGAUCCCAGGGAAAAAAUAUCUCGGGCAGCUGGAGAACUGCUGAGUGCAAUUUUGGAUGAGCGUGGAGCUGAUCUGGAGAAGGUGGAUGACACUUUGACUGGCAUUUACAAGCGCCUCUGUCUCAUUCAGGAGCCCAACACUCGGCAGGAAAUGUUGAGGGCAGUGUGUUUCUUGGCUGGAAACAACACCAAGAAAGUGGUGCCUAUCCUACUGGCCCACCCACUCCCCUGGGACAGCAACACAACUGCACUAUGGAGGGUCCUGGGCACCAGAAGACAGACUACUCUUUGUGUUCUUCAGCUGCUAAUACAAAUCUUGGAGGAGAAGCCAGUCCAAAAAGAUAACAUCAGUAUCUCUGAUGAUGAGACCUCCCUUCAAGCUGUUGCUGUAACCUGUGCCCUGUGUGAGAUGCUCUCAGUCCCUGAUUGCAGAGAUGCAGUGCAAGAACUCUAUCCCCGCCUCUUAUUGGCAAUGCUUGGUCACAUCCAGAAAGUAAUAGAGCAGAAUCCACUAGAGAACAUGGUGGUCUACAGGAAGGAGUGUGGCCAAGAGAACAGGCCCAAGGCAUUUGAUCCUACCAGCUGUGCUCUGGAGGCUAUGAAGAUCUUGCUCUCAGGUGCUGGUUAUUUUGAGGUGUUGGCCUACAUGGAGGAACACAGAGGCUGGGACCUACUCUCCAGUCCCUGUGACUACUACUGUGGAAUAAUAGAGAUCACAAGUGCCAUGGUGAAGCAUUUCAGACCCCUUCAGCUGCAUAGAAUUUUUAAAAAACUGAUCCCACUACUCAACAGUGAAAAUGAGCAUGAUAAGGUUAUGUCCAGGGCCUUCUAUGCACAGCUUCUCUGGCACCGUUCUGUGGCCCAGAGUCAAGAACUCGACAUCUUAGCCCCACUGAAAAAAUGGACCCAAGAGACAAAUCCUAUCAUCAAGCUGCUGGGACUCAGAGGAAUUAGUAAUUUAGCUCUCCAUCCAGGGAAGGCAACACAUCUCAGAAGCCACCUUCCAGCCCUUCAAGAGUUCCUGAAAGAAAAAGAUGAGAGGAUUGCAGAGCAAGCUUUGAAAGCCCUACGAAAUAUCAUCUACUAUAUGGAAGGGGAAGAGGUCAAAGCUGCAUUUUGCCAAAUUGGGAAGUCACUUUGGCAACCAAUCACUGAUGAGAGGGAAAAGGUGCGCAUCACAGUCAUCAUUGCCCUUGGCAAAAUGCUGAAACAGGUGAACAAAUUUAAGCCUGGGCCUGCUGUCCAUUAUGAAAUUUAUUGUGCCCUGGUGCCACUGAUGCUGGUCAUGCAGGAGAAUAAACCUGAGAUGCUCAAGGCUUGUGGAGACACUUUGGCAGAGUGUGCGCUGGCCAUGGGAUGGACCCAGCUCAAGAACUUAUUCAGACACUUGACCCUGAGUGACCAUCUUCAGGUCCUGCAAGAGAUGUGCAAGUACCUUGUGAAGAAGUGCAGGAAAAUGGUGGGGGACAUCUUACAUAAGAGCAUGGCAUAUCUAAAAAGCUCACAGCACCUUUUACGAGAGGCAGCAGUCAGAUUUAUAGCAUACACAGUAAAGAAUAUGAAUUUAAUCCAAGUGGACCAUGAUGAUGUGAUGUUAAUUCUCAAUGCUCUUGGUGAUCUCAGGUUUGACCCUGUAGACUCUGUGUGUGCUGCAGCCUUAGAAACCAUAACAAGCAUUGAGGCAGCCUGUUCACCUGAAGCAGAGCCUCCCUACACAUUGAGAAGAAUCUGCUUUCAGCCUGUCCAGAGAAAGGAGAAGAUUUUUAAAUGCAAAGAAAUUCAGAAUGCUCCAAAGCAAGUGAGGGGGAAAAUUGCCCCCGAAGAAACUGUAAAAACAGGCCAAGAAGAAAGGAGGAAAAACUGAACCUCUGAGGUUUAGUUGGUAUCUGAAAACCAGAGGCGUUACAAAUUAUGGUUUGUCUGCUAAUGAUCAAAAUAGAAUCCUUGAUUUUAGGGAUAUGACAUCAUGUGGACAGGAUGGAUACAAGUACAUAGGCUGCUUGUGUGCUGAAGAAGAAAAUGCUUCUUUCAGCCUUAAGCCUGCUUGUACAAACAACUAACAGCACAGAAACAAAUUUUUGAAGGUGAACUGUUACGCAUAAAGAAAAAAUACUGUUUGUGCUUUUUACAGUUCCUUUAGGAUGUAUCAAAACUGCCUUGAACAUCAUGCCUGUGGCAGUUGGAAGAACUGAAAUGGAAAGUCUUCUGUUGCCUGUCCUAUAACUGAUAGUUGGAAGUGAUGAACUGUGGACUGGAAAUGCCAUUUGUAUCUUGCAUAUUCAGUCUUUAAGAGUAUCCAAGAUCCCACUCUCCAUAUGCACGUUUUUGUCUAAUUGACUCUAUUCAUGCACACAAUAGACCCCACAGAACUAUUUCGCCAAAACAAAUGAGGACAUUUCUUAAUUGCCACAAAGAAGGCAGACAGCUUGCCUGCAAAAUAUUAGUUCUUCAUGCAUACCCAGUGAUUUAAAUUGAUAAUUUAUGAUGCCAAAGUGAACACAGAUAUGGAACAAUUGAAUCCCAAUUAUGAAUUUUCUUGCUUUCAAAAGUUUGUCCUUAGGUAGAUAUGAGGUUAUUUUCUAUUACUGGAUAUUUCCCUAUGAGCAUAAUUCUCAACUUCUUCUCCUAGAUAUAAAAUGGAUGACACUAAAAUCUUAGCAUCUGUCAGUCCACGGGUCUUUUGUUUUGCAUUGUUUUCAUAUACAUGUAUGCAUGCCCAUACACAGGGCAUACAGAAUCAUGAGUGAGUACACUUCCUGGAUGAACCCUGUCUUCCUUUGCUCAAGCUCAGGUAGUGUUCAGUGCCAGCAGAGUCUGCCUAUUGUAGGGAGUGAGGAUCAUAAGUCACCAUGUUAUAUCUAAAUGCUAUUCUACAUAGGGGUUCACGUCAUACCUUCGGUGUUCUACUCUGGGAAUUCUGCUCUGUAUUCUUCCUUCUACCCAGGAAAUGUAGGAAAUGUUCAAUUAUUUUGAAAAUGUGCAUAUGCUAUGAUGUGUUCUGCUCCUGUUCUGAGUUUUGGUCUUAUAUGAGGUUCAGACUUUGGAGUGAAUUACAAGACUUGCUCAGUAGUAAACGUGCCAGAAUGUAGGAAAAACUGCAUUAUAUUUUGUUGGUUGCUAAUCUGUGACUGAAAUGGACAUUGGUGCCACUUAUCACAUACACUGUCCAAAUUGAUAGCAGCAACUAUUCACAUUAAUCAAAGCUACUUUCCUUGCUUCACAGUUGCUGCAGCCACACAUGAAAAUCAGACACUGAUCAUGUCAAUGAUUCUGCAAGCCUUCCAGCAGCUUUUAAAUGAGUGCUAAAGCAGAAUUAC
Gavialis gangeticus (Gharial) is the source of this 6346-nucleotide messenger RNA. Its product is annotated as maestro heat-like repeat-containing protein family member 1. NCBI's taxonomy places the organism in Eukaryota, Metazoa, Chordata, Crocodylia, Gavialidae. The record is from RefSeq and is a predicted model, not a curated record. Gene Ontology annotation, cellular component: cytoplasm. The coding region runs from base 1 to 4893 and encodes 1630 amino acids. The transcript has 39 exons.